This is a messenger RNA of Lycium barbarum (goji berry), 2875 nucleotides long. Its product is annotated as tRNAse Z TRZ4, mitochondrial-like. Gene Ontology annotation, cellular component: mitochondrion. The coding region runs from base 357 to 2756 and encodes 799 amino acids. Gene Ontology annotation, molecular function: 3'-tRNA processing endoribonuclease activity. The transcript has 15 exons. The record is from RefSeq and is a predicted model, not a curated record. Gene Ontology annotation, biological process: mitochondrial tRNA 3'-end processing. Lineage: Eukaryota; Viridiplantae; Streptophyta; Magnoliopsida; Solanales; Solanaceae.
GGGUCUACUUCACUCUCACACAGCUUUAAAAGGAAGGGCUGCAUCAGCAAAGACAGCAGCUCUUGACAAGCCUAAACCAGCUGAAGAGUGGACAGUUGUAAUGCCUCGUCGCGGGAAACAGAAAAGAAAUUUUCAUAAAGCAAUCCCUGAAUUUCAAACAUGGAGGCGUGAGAGUUGAUGUUCAGUGAUAUUUGACUUUGGGCUUCUUUAUGACUAUCUGAAUAAGAGUUUCCCAAUAAAUAAUUGGACCCUGAGUCUGUUCUUCACCGAAUUGGAAGAGCUUAGAACAAAUAAAUUAUUGCCGCCAGCUUGGUCCUCUCCAUCAAUUUCUCCACUAAAUUGUCCAGGUUUCGCCAAUGUCUAACCCCAAAAAUAAUGUUCCCUGCGAAAAUACAGAAGCCUAUGUCCAGAUUUUAGGGACAGGAAUGGAUACCCACGAAACAUCCCCGUCUGUUCUGCUCUUCUUUAACAAGGAAAGAUUCAUAUUUAACGCUGGAGAGGGAUUACAACGCUUCUGUACAGAGCAUAAGAUAAAAUUAUCUCAGGUAGACCACAUAUGUCUGACUCGUGUCUGCUCAGAGACAGCAGGUGGACUUCCAGGCUUGCUAUUAACUUUGGCUGGCAUGAACAAUGGUAGUCCUGAGAGUACUGGGCAUGUCGAUAUAUGGGGUCCUCCAAAUCUAGAUUUAUUGGUUAAUGCAAUGAAGAAUUUUGUCCCUCAUGCUACCAUGGUCAACAAACAUAUCAUCCCAGACAACAUUAAGAUUCAUGAAAAUGGAUCUGUAUUAGCUCCCUCUUUACAUAUGCUGGAGCUGAAAGAUAAACACAAGUUCAAGGCAGUUAGUAUAUCAGCUAUUCUCCUAUCACCGACUCAGUUGGCUGGAUCUCAUUUUAGGCCAAAUGAUGCCUCCAUUGUAUAUAUUUGUAAACUACAUGACAUCAGGGGGAAUUUUGAUCCCGAAAAGGUUAAAGCUUGCGGACUUAAACAAGGGAGAAAACUUGCAGAAUUGGAGAAGGGGUUCAGUGUGAAGUCAGAUCUUCUGGAUAUUGAGGUCCAUCCAGAUGAUGUUAUAGGUCCACCUAUUCCUGGUCCCAUUGUACUGAUUGUUGACUGUCCAACAGAACCUCAUGCACAAGAGUUACUCUCUGCGCAGGCCCUUGAUGCCUAUUAUACAGAUCCCCAAAGCAACUCCCCAGAGACCACCAAGGUUGUGAACUGCAUCAUUCAUUUGAGCCCUGCUACAGUCGUCAGCAGUCCAGUCUAUGAGAAAUGGAUGAGCAAAUUUGGUUCCGCCCAACAUAUUAUGGCAAGAACUACAAGGAAGCAUGAAACAACUCCAAUUCUAGUAUCUAGUGCUAGAAUCGCUACAAGACUGCAUUAUUUGUGUCCUCGGCUUUUUCCAGCUCCUAGUCUUCCUUCUGUUCAGAAUGACGAUGUUGCAGCACCAAAUUUCAAGGGUUCAGUUUGUGGCAUAUCUGCUGAAAAUCUCUUAAAGUUCACCUUACGUCCUCCUAGACGACUGGGAUUGGACAGAUCAAGUGUUCAAAAUCCGAUGACCUCUUCAGUGUUCAUUGAAGAGUUACUUUCGGAGAUUCCUGAGAUUGCUGAUGCAGCAAAGAACAUAAGCCAAUGUUGGCGCAAACCUAAAGAAGAUGAGGUGGAAUUAUCCAAUAUUCAGGACAGUGGUGAAGUCCCAAGGUGUCUGGAGAAUGUACAGAGAGAUGAUCUGGAGAUUGUUUUUCUUGGCACCGGUUCAUCUAUACCUUCAAAAUACCGAAAUGUCAGUUCCAUCUAUGUUAAUCUUUUCUCUAAAGGGGGUUUGCUCCUUGAUUGUGGAGAAGGAACCCUGGCACAACUCAAGAGGAGAUAUGGGAUUAAUGGUGCAGACAGUGCAGUUAGGAAUCUUAAAUGCAUUUGGAUUUCUCAUAUCCAUGCUGAUCACCACGCAGGUUUGGCACGGAUACUUGCUUUGAGACGUGAUUUGUUGAAGGGAGUAGCCCAUGAACCCAUGCCGGUUAUUGGGCCAGAGCAGGUUGGGGAGUUUCUCAAGGUAUAUGUAAAGUUAGAAGAUCUAGACAUGUUGUUCCUCGACUGUAGGAGCACUAUGGGGUCUAAGCGGGAUAACAUGGAGGAUGACUCUGUGCAUGAUGAAAGUAGAGAAUAUAGAGAUCAUACUCUGUUGACUUCUCUUUCCGAAGACAGUUCUCUGCUGCGCUGUUCAAAAAGAAUGAAGCCAAGCACUCCAGUUGAUGACAUAACAUUGCUAAGGUGUUUCAAGAAAGUUUUGAGUGAAGCAGGGCUAGUGAGACUCAUCAGCUUCCCUGUUGUACACUGUCCUGAGGCGUUUGGUGUCAUCUUGGAAUCAGCAGAAAUAGUGAAUUGCGGGAAAGUAAUACCAGGUUGGAAGGUUGUGUACUCUGGUGACACGAGGCCAUGCUCACAAGUUAUAGAAGCAUCUCUUGGAGCAACAAUUCUUAUACAUGAGGCGACCUUCGAGGAUGGCCUGGUGGAGGAGGCUAUAGCAAGAAACCACAGCACAAUUAAGGAAGCUACAGAAGUCGGACAUUCGGCUGAUGCAUACCGGGUAAUAUUGACUCACUUCAGCCAGAGAUACCCAAAAGUACCUGCACUUGAUGAAGUGAGCAUGCAAAGAACUUGUAUUGCGUUUGACCUGAUGAGUGUAAACCUAGUAGAUUUGCCAGUGCUCCCUAAGGUUCUUCCGCACCUCAAAUUGCUUUUCAGAAACUUUGGUUAAUUUAAAUUUGAAAGUAACGUAUUGUAGACACAACUUCUUGAGUUAUGGACAAUUUUUAUUUUUUGAAACAAUAAUUUUUAUUUUUUUAUAAUGAAAAUACCUCUCUCGAAUUCCUAAAA